Molecule: messenger RNA, 1128 nt
Organism: Lathyrus sativus (Indian pea)
Lineage: Eukaryota; Viridiplantae; Streptophyta; Magnoliopsida; Fabales; Fabaceae
Source: the annotation of a GenBank genome assembly
AUGAAUGACUUCACCAACACCAUCACCACCCUCCUCCACCUCCAACACAAACAAAUACCUCUCAUUCUUCCCCUCAACCACCAGUGUCUCACUUCUAUCAAAACCCUAACACCCCAUAUCACCUGUCUCGCAGUCCACCGUAACCUUCUCUACGCCGCAUCUCUUAACCUCAUCAACGUCUUUGAUCUAUCCUCCAAUUACACCCUCAUCGACACCUUCAACGAAACCUCCACUUCAGGUUUCGUGAAAUCCAUCACGUUUACCGGUUCAAGAGUCUUCACUGCUCACCAAGACUGUAAAAUUCGUGUCUGGCAUAUUACAUCCUCAAAACGACACUGUCUUGUUUCUUCUCUGCCUACCUUCAAAGACCGGUUGCGCCGCUGCAUCGUUCCAAAAAAUUAUGUCACCGUUCGACGUCACCAGAAGAGUCUUUGGAUCAAACAUAAUGAUACGGUAUCUGGUUUAGCAGUAAACGAGAAAGAGAAACUCAUGUAUUCUGUUUCUUGGGAUAAAAGUUUUAAGAUUUGGGAUUUGUCUUCCGGUUAUUACCGGUGUUUGGAGUCUUUUAACGCGCAUGAUGACGCCAUUAACGCUGUUGUUGUUUCAGAUGACGGUACUAUUUACACGGCUUCGGCUGAUGGGUGCAUCAAGGCUUGGAAGAUGGAUAAUAAGGUGAAACGGUAUUCUUUUGUAAGUCUAGGGAAGCAGAAACCAACUGUUAAUGCUUUGGCAAUGAACGGAGAUGGUACGGUUUUAUUCUCCGGCGGGAGUGACGGGACGGUAUGCCGGUGGGAGAAUAAUAACAAGUGUGAGGAAAACAACGUGGUGUUGAUGGAAACGUUGAGGGGUCAUGGUGGGGCGAUACUUUGUUUGGUUAACGUGAAUGAAUUGUUGGCGAGUGGGUCAGCGGAUCAUACGGUGAGGAUUUGGCAGAGGGAAAGAAGGGGUGACGGUGGUUAUUGUUGUAGGGGAGUGUUGGAAGGACAUGAAAAACCGGUGAAGUCGUUGGUGGUAAUUUCAGGUGGUGGUGAAGAGGAUGAUGGACUGGACGGGGAUGGGGUGGUUACUCUUUUUAGUGGAAGCCUUGACGGGGAAAUUAGAGUGUGGGAAGUGUUUGGUUUGACUUAA